CAGAGACUGCAGACACAGUACAGGAGAUGACCAGAGACUGCAGACACAGUACAGGAGAUGACCAGAGACUGCGGACACAGUACAGGAGAUGACCGGAGACUGCGGACACAGUACAGGGGACGACCAGAGACUGCAGACCUACUACAGGAGAUGACCAGAGACUGCGGACAUAGUGCAGGAGAUGACCAGAGACUGCGGACAUAGUACAGGAGAUGACCAGAGACUGCGGACACUGUACAGGAGACCAGGGACUGCGGACAUACUACAGAUGACCAGAGACUGCGGACACAGUACAUGGGAUGACCAGAAACUGCG
This is a messenger RNA of Staurois parvus, 315 nucleotides long. The record is from the annotation of a GenBank genome assembly. Lineage: Eukaryota; Metazoa; Chordata; Amphibia; Anura; Ranidae.